AUGGCCGUGAAGGAGGCACUCAGUCCGCCGGAAGAGACCUCCGACCCGGCGGAGACUGGCUCCGACCACUCGCCGCCGCCUGGCUAUGACUCGGGCGACGAACAGUCCACCAUCGGCAGUCUGCACAACCCGCGCCUGCGGCUGCAGCUGCGCCAGAUUCGCCGCCAGGUGAGCCGGCGACGAUCGGUGGGCGACGGCCGGCCGCCGCGCUCCGGCUCCCUCAGCGAGCUGAUCGGUCGUCAUGCCGCCGCCGCCGCCGCCCCCGCCCCCGCCCCCGCCGAACAGCCGGGGGACGAGGUGGUCAUCGACGGAGGUUACGGCUGGGUGGUGGCGUUCGGAGCCUUCCUGGCCAACUUCUGCAUCGCCGGCACGGUCAAGUCGUACGGCCUGCUGAACCUGAUGGUGAUCGAGACGUUUGGAGUCAGUGCGGCCGAGGCGGCCGUAGUGCCCAGCCUGCUCCUCACCAUCGGCCUGCUCAUCUCGCCGGUGGUGGGAGCGCUGUGUGAGCGCUUCACCUGCAGGAAGGUGGUCACUGCCGGCGGCAUCUUCUGCUUCCUGGGCUUCGCGCUGGGCUCCUUGUCUACCAACAUCACCCACCUCUGCCUGACGGUCGGCGUGCUCGGAGGGAUCGGUACCGGCUGCGCCACCACCCCGGGCAUCCUGAUCACGACCCGCUACUUCCCGACGCGCCGCUCCAUGGUGAACGGCCUGGUGCUGGCCGGGAACGCGGCCGGCGGGUUCGCGCUGCCGCCGCUCUACCAGCUGCUGCUGGCAGAGUUCGGCCUGCGCGGCACCCUGCUCGUGAUCGGAGCACUCUGUCUGCACGUGGUGGCCGGCGCCGCGCUCGCCCGGCCCAUCGCCGUCCACGAGACCGUGCUGCGCCGGCGCCGACAGCGGCAGCGGCGGCAGCGAGACGGUGUUGAUGAGGCUGCCGUGGCGCCGCGGCGGAUUCCCAGCUACACGAGUCUGGACACGGGGCUGGAGACUGCGGAGUACCGCGAGAAACACUCGCCCAGUCAGGUGAGCCUGUCGUCGCGACUGGACAUCACGGACGAGUGCUUUGUGAAGCGGCUCAGCCACUCGAGUCUGGCCUCACGACCGGCGCCCAGCGAAGAGCGCUUCUUGCAGCAGUGCCACGCCAGUCUGGCGUCGCGGUGUGACUCCCACGACGGCCACCUGACCAAGCGGCCGCUGAGUCUGGCCAGCCUGGCUGAGCGUCUCAGCUUCACCAGCGCCCCGGCGAGCGACCAGCGGCGCGACAGCCUGGUGCCGCGGCCGGCCGAGGCCCCCACUCACCUGGUGCGGGUGGUGCGGCCCGGUCCGGACGGCCACCCGACACCACUGCUGGUGCAGGUGCCGGCGCGGCUGCGCACCAGCAGCCUGCUCCUCUCCACCACGGACGUCACCACGGACGCCACGUCACAGUUCAACGACGACUUGCGCCGACUGCGCGAGGCGGAGACGUCGUGCGCGCCGCACCUGUACCGUCGCGUGCGGCGCUACCUGGACCUGGACCUGCUGCACAACGCCCUGUUCCUGGCCGUGGCCGCGUCCGUGUUCUUCAUGGCAGCCGGGGCGCCGUACGCACUGAUGCAGCUGCCCGUGUUUGGUGUGUCCCGGGGUCUGAGUCGGGCCCAGACGGCAGAGAUCCUCAGCCUGGUCUCGGCCGUGGACCUCGUCAGUCGGCUCUGCUUCGGCUGGCUGUUCGACCAGGGCCUGUUCCGCCGGCAACACGCAUUCGCCGCCAGUCAGCUGCUGGGCGGUGUGUCGGUGCUGCUGCUGCCGCUGGUGUCCAGCUACGGCGCCAUCCUGGCGCUGUUUGUCGUCUAUUCGGUGGGCAUCGGCACUUGGUUCGUCAACCUGGCGCCCGUGCUGGCCGACCACCACGGCAUUGACAAGAUCGCCUCUUCGUACGGCCUGGUGCGCAUGUUCCACGGCCUCUCCACGCUGGCCAUGCCGCCGCUCUUCGGCGUGCUGGUGGACCGUACCGGCGAUUACGGCACCCAGUUCUACGGUAUCGGCUCGUGUAUGGUGGUGGCCGGCCUGCUGGUGGUGGGCGUCUCUGUGACGUCACUGGACCAAAAAUACGGCGUGCGGCAGGAGGCCGAGACCGGGGAACAGCCGGAGGUCACAGCGGACCAGCGGGACGCCGUGUCGGAACAGCACGACCACGAGGAUGUGGCCAAUCAGCCAAUAGCCGAGGAGGAGGAGUGA
This is a messenger RNA of Amphibalanus amphitrite, 2214 nucleotides long. RefSeq lists its product as uncharacterized. The transcript is spliced from 5 exons. The record is from RefSeq and is a predicted model, not a curated record. The coding region runs from base 1 to 2214 and encodes 737 amino acids. Lineage: Eukaryota; Metazoa; Arthropoda; Thecostraca; Balanomorpha; Balanidae. Gene Ontology annotation, molecular function: monocarboxylic acid transmembrane transporter activity. Gene Ontology annotation, biological process: monocarboxylic acid transport; transmembrane transport.